This is a messenger RNA of Volvox carteri f. nagariensis, 2296 nucleotides long. RefSeq lists its product as uncharacterized. The transcript has 4 exons. The record is from RefSeq and is a predicted model, not a curated record. The coding region runs from base 95 to 2296 and encodes 733 amino acids. Gene Ontology annotation, biological process: regulation of DNA-templated transcription; DNA-templated transcription initiation. Gene Ontology annotation, molecular function: DNA-binding transcription factor activity. NCBI's taxonomy places the organism in Eukaryota, Viridiplantae, Chlorophyta, Chlorophyceae, Chlamydomonadales, Volvocaceae.
GCAAGGGCGGCUGGCAGCUGCGUGACGUUUUUCGUAGAAGACAUUUAAGCUUUUAUCUGUGUGUGACUUUGUGGCUGCACCUCCUUUGGCCAUCAUGGCGUUUACCAAUGUUCACUUGCAACAUGCGUCCAUAUCGCAUGCGUCUUCAUCUCGCAUUACGAUUGUGACACGGGCUGUGGCAGCCCCAACUCGUCCUGUAAAGUCCGCCGUCCCUGAAUUGCUUGACGGACGGCUUGCGGAGCAAGCAUCUGUUAAUUUCCAGGAGUAUACGCAAGCCACCCAAAUGCUCAACCGGCUGAAGGGCCAGGCUUCUGACCUAGAACUGCUGCUGGACCAGUUGAAUGCACUUGAGGCCAGCCUGGACGAUAAUCUUCUGGCUCCACCUGCCCUAGAAGAGCCAGAUGAUAGGGCUGCACGACAAGCAAAGCGUGCGGCGAGGCGUGCCGAACGCAGGGCAAGGGCAACCACGGCAGAAGUCAUGCAGGCUGCGGUUCCAUCCACGGAUGCAUUCCGGGCCGUGGCCAAGCAGUCCGAUAGUCACACCCACAGCGCCCCUUCCAGCUCUGCCACGUCCAAAAAGAAUGGCACUCGCGUGGCGCUGGGUGCCUCAGCAGCUAACAACUGCACGGUCAGUGAUGUCCAACACCUGGAGGAGCUUUUCAAGUUGACUUUUGGCGAGCCGGAGCUGCCGCUUGCGGCGCCUGCGGCACCGCAGAAGGCGGCAUCCGAAGCGGCGGUUUCACCACCUGCGUCGGGGCCGCUGCUCAGGCCACGGAAGGUUGCCAAGAAGUCAGCCGCCGCUGCAGGCCAACCUGAGGCGCCUGCGGCACAGGCCGCACCGCCGCCGCGCAGUGAAACGACUUCUAUCUCACAGACCCUGGAGCGUCUCUUCCAACACGAUUUUUCGUAUGAUGAUGGGGACUUUUUGGGGAUGGCAGAUAAAGAAGAGCACGUUAUGCCUUCUGACGAGGAUCUUCGCGCUUUGGAGGGCCAUAUUGAAGACCUGUCGAUUUCCCUGGAUGACAAUGUGCAGCACGGACACGGAGAAGUUUCUGGCUCUCGAGAGCUUGAGCGAGCUGCGCUGGCGCCGCGGGCCGCGGAACAGGUGUCCAUCUUGUCAGCGGGGCCAUCCCUGCUAAACCUGGUCCAUUCGUCGGCGGCGCCAGGGCGAACCGCGCGCGGCCGCCAGGCGCGCCGCAGCGCUCGCCUCCAGCCUGGACGCUCAGGCCGAUCCGCUGCCGGUGCGGCUGCAUCAGCGGCUGCGAACGUGCGCGGCAAGGCAGCUGGAAAUGACGGCACGGAUCAUUUCCUGCAUUCAUCUGCAAACGUAAACAUCCUUUCCCCGGAGGCAGAGCUGGAGGUGACGGAGAUGUGCCAGGACUUCUUGUUCCUGGAGAAGGUCAAGCGGCAGUGCGAGAAAACCCUGCACCGGAAGCCCACAAACGAUGAGUGUGCAGCGGCGGUUGGCAUGGACGUAAUGGCUUACAACAUGCGAUACGACGCCGGCCUGAAGGCUAAGGAGUUGCUGCUAAAAUCCAACUACCGUCUGGUCAUGACGGUAUGCAAGCGAUACAUUGGGAAAGGCAUGCACCUGCAGGACUUGGUUUCGGAGGGCGUGAAGGGGCUUUUACGUGGCGUUGAGAUGUACGACGCCAGCCGGGGCUUCCGCUUCGGCACUUACGCUCACUGGUGGAUCCGACAGGCCGUAUCUCGGUCCAUGGCGGAAACGGGCCGAGCAGUCAGGCUGCCUGUCCAUAUGAUCGAGCAGCUAACUAAGCUGAAGAACGCCACGGCAGCGCUCGCCAUGGAGCUCAACCGUGAGCCCAGCGUGGAGGAGAUGGCGGAGGCGGUGGGACUGCCGCCCAGCCGCGUGGAGCUGUUGCUGGACGCAGCGCGCGCCGCAUCCUCGAUGGAGUCUGCCAUUGGCGGCGACGACGGCCUCACGAUUAAGGACGCGGUGCAGGAUGAGCGGAUGGCCGCGGAUGAGGCGUUUGGCAGUGACAGCAUGCGCGCAGAUGUGGAAUCGAUGUUGGAAGGUCUGAGUGAUCGGGAGGCAUGCGUGCUGCGGCUGCGCUUCGGCCUCGAAGACGGCGUGGAGUGGACGUUGGAGGACAUUGGCAGCCGGCUGGGGGUGACGCGCGAGCGCAUCCGGCAGCUGGAGGCCAAGGCGUUGCGAAAGCUGCAGGUCAAGACGAUUGACGUGACCGGCAAGCUCAAGGACUACUCGGAGAAUCUGAGCCUGAUGGAGAGCAAGGAUACGGCAACGCGCACGUCCUCGGGCACGCGCAAGACCUAA